AUGUUUCCGGAUAAACAUGUUUUAUUUCAGAAUAUUCUCUACACACUCGACUCUUAUUAUUGUUAUCGCCUAACAAUUCUUUUCGGUAAUUGGCUAUAUCCUUUUUACGAUUUAUUGCCAAAUUGGAUGUUACGGCUUUCUUUUUUUCUUACAUAUUCUACAAUUUUAGCGGAUUUUUUGGCGACUUUUUUAAUUCUUGCAAAUCGUUGGACUGCAAUUACUAUGGCUAUGAAUUAUAAAUGGGUAACUAAAAUAUUUACAGAAAAUCUCGAAAAAUCUAUAUCUCAAUACCAAAAUUUUUCUCAGAAAUUUCUCGAUCUGGUUUCUAGAUUGACAAAAUAUAAAUCUUCGGUUAAUAUAGUUUAG
This is a messenger RNA of Meloidogyne enterolobii, 366 nucleotides long. The record is from the annotation of a GenBank genome assembly. Lineage: Eukaryota; Metazoa; Nematoda; Chromadorea; Rhabditida; Meloidogynidae.